Baudoinia panamericana UAMH 10762 is the source of this 2358-nucleotide messenger RNA. RefSeq lists its product as uncharacterized. The record is from RefSeq and is a predicted model, not a curated record. The coding region runs from base 200 to 1993 and encodes 597 amino acids. The transcript is spliced from 3 exons. Gene Ontology annotation, cellular component: acetolactate synthase complex; mitochondrion. Gene Ontology annotation, molecular function: flavin adenine dinucleotide binding; magnesium ion binding; thiamine pyrophosphate binding. NCBI's taxonomy places the organism in Eukaryota, Fungi, Ascomycota, Dothideomycetes, Mycosphaerellales, Teratosphaeriaceae. Gene Ontology annotation, biological process: L-valine biosynthetic process.
GAAGCAAAUGCCGCCGAGGUGUGGCCUCCGUCUCCAUCCUUCGGUCGAGGGAUCAUAGUAGUAGAGACUAACGGCCACGCGAGUCGGUUUUAGGAGGUGAGAUCGCGUAACAAUUCUCAUACAAUCCUCCCUCUCUUUCGAUAUGCUUGCAAGAACGAAGACACAUUGAACACCUCUCGCUUAAAGGCAGACAGCAGGCAUGUAUACAGCUUCAUUCGCCUUCUUCGAGGCCUUAUGGAAUGCCGGCGUAACACACUGCUUCGUCAACCUUGGCUCCGACCACCCUUCCAUCAUCGAAGCUAUUGUCAAAGGCCAGAAGGAGCGGAAGGAUGCCUUCCCACGCAUUAUCACGUGUCCAAACGAAAUGGUGGCGCUAUCGAUGGCAGACGGCUAUGCCCGUCUCAGCGGCAAGCCGCAAGCAGUCAUCGUACACGUAGACGUUGGAACGCAAGGUCUAGGAGCGGCGGUACACAAUGCCAGCUGUGGGCGAGCACCCGUCUUCAUCUUCGCUGGACUUUCACCAUACACUAUUGAAGGCGAGUACAGGGGCUCAAGAACAGAGUACAUCCACUGGAUCCAAGAUAUACCUGAUCAGAAGGCCAUUGUGGCGCAAUACUGUCGGUAUGCUGGCGAGAUUAAGCGGGGGCGGAAUGUGAAGCAGCUGGUCAAUCGGGCAUUGAGCUUUGCUACCAGCCACCCGCAAGGGCCCGUCUAUCUUGUGGGUGCGCGAGAAGCGAUGGAAGAAGAUAUCGAGCCGUACGACCUUGACCAGUCCUGCUGGGGUCCAGCGGAGCUUGGAGGCCUUACCUCAAAGCAAGCGCAGUUCGUGGCGGAAGCUCUAGUCGGCGCAGAGGAGCCGCUGUUGAUCACGGGUUAUAGCGGGCGCAACCAUGCUGCCCCGGCGGCUUUGGUGAAGCUCGCAGAUACCAUCAAAGGGCUCAAAGUACUGGACACUGCCGGCAGUGACAUGUCGUUUCCCGCCAAUCACCCAGCCUGGCUGAGUUGCAGGUACGGAGUUGAAGAGUCCAUCAAGACUGCAGACGUGAUACUGCUGCUCGAUGUUGACGUCCCGUGGAUACCCACCCAGUGCAAGCCCAAGAAAGGCGCCAAAGUCAUCCAUAUCGAUGUCGAUCCCCUCAAGCAGCAGAUGCCAGUCUUCUACGUCUAUGCCUGCGCAACCUACCGUGCAGACGCUCAGACAGCCAUUACACAAAUCACCGAACACAUCACUUCCCAUCUAUCCGACAAGCUUUCUAGCCAAACACUCUCAGAUCGGCAAUCAGCACUCGAGAAGUCAUACAAGCAGAGACUCGAACAUAUCGCUACCUUCGCCGUCCCCGCCGAUAACGGCACCUUCGGCUGCUCAUAUCUCAUGUCCGAAGUCAGGAAGGCCUGUCCGCAAGACACCAUAUGGGCGGUUGAAGCCGUGACCAGCACCUUCUUCGUUGCAGAUCAAGUGCAAGCAACGUUGCCUGGCUCUUGGAUCGGUUGUGGUGGCGGUGGGUUGGGGUGGUCUGGAGGCGGCGCGCUGGGUAUCAAGCUUGCAACGGACGCCGAGCACGGUGGUACCAACAAGGGCAAGUUCGUGUGUCAGGUUGUAGGCGAUGGAACGUACCUCUUCUCAGUGCCUGGGAGUGUAUACUGGAUCGCGCAGCGAUAUGGCAUUGCUGUGCUGACCAUAGUGCUCAACAAUCAAGGCUGGAAUGCUCCUCGCAAAUCUCUCCUCUUAGUACAUCCAGACGGUCAGGGUGCGAAGGUCGAUAACCGCGAGCUUAACAUCUCUUUUGCCCCCACGCCAGACUACAGUGGAAUAGCAAAGGCAGCUUCGGGUGGCAAGUGCUGGGCUGGGCACGCCGGAACCGUCGAACAGCUACAGAAGAUGUUACCACAGGCUGUGGAAGCCGUGAAGAGCGGGAGGUGUGCCGUGCUCGACGCCCACCUCGACGGCCCGGAAGGUAAGUACGGUGGUGGCGAGAUUGCUGCAGUGGGUUAGGCGCACGUUGGUUUGGAGGCCUGGCGCGAUUACAACGUGGCAGGGAAAGCGUUUUGCUUGUUCUUGUUCCACCAAUCGUCUUCGUGCGCAGCGAUCAAUUCGACUUGAUCUCCCGCCAGUCUCUGGAACUCUUGCAAACGCGUAAUACUCUCCGCCGCGACCUCUUUAUCGAGGUGUAUGCAUAGCUUGCCAUGUGGGCCGUCCCAUGUACCUAUUUCCUUCUCUCCAGUCAAUAAGCGCCUAUCAUGGUAUGCAUCGCCACAAAGCAGUAUCCAGCGAGCUUUUGUCCGACAUAGAAGGUUGACAUGCCCGGGUAGGUGACCGGGAGUGUCGACCACAAAGACGGACCCAUCGCCGAAGAGGUC